UUCUCUCUGUGUUAAUUAUUCUGGCGAAUUGUUUUGUUUGGUGAUUUUUUCGUAGUCCAUUCUCUAUUAUUUUUUUUAGUAGAUGUUCAUUAGACACUGAUUCAAGGAAAUAUUGUUCUACGAUUGAAUAUUUCAUCAAGAACAUCACAAUAAAAUUAUUACAAUAAUAACCAAAUCGACAUUAGUUUUCAGUUCUAACCUCUGAUAACUCCUGUUCUAUGAUGGAAAGGAUUGCAUUGGAUAGACUUUAUUUAUCCCGCUUGUCAGAUGUUGAUUCAGAAGUCAUUCUUAUAACAGCAACAAACAGAGUAUCCGCGAUUGAACAAAUCAUUCCAGUGAAGCUUGAGCACCCUAAUCAUUUUGGCUUUUUACAAUUUCAUUAUAAAGGUCCAGGAUUCUGUAAUGUUUUUUCUCUCAGUUCAGUUAAAGUUAGUGGAUUAUUGUUAAUACAAUCAAAUACUGAAGAUCAUGAAGUCUUUCUGAAAGAUGUACAAAAUAACAUAACUGAAGGUGACUGGAAUAUCAUCCACAUCGAUACAAAAAAUGAAAGUGAUUGUCAUUACUUAUUUGAAAAAUCCAUAGAGGAUAACUGUACAGUUAUUUUUGCCAUGAAGUUGAUGAUUGUUGAUGCGAAUGACUCCUCGCGACAACUUGUUCUUUAUCUAAAUAAAGUUGAUUGCCUACUCCUAUGUCGGGCAAUAAAAGAGAAAGAUAUGAAAAUGAUUAAAAUGUAUCUUAACUUCAACUUGGACAUCAAUGCAAGAAAUGAAGCAAGUGAGACACCUCUUCAUGUUGCUGUUGAUUUAGGAAUGUCUGAUGUCGUGGAUCUUCUUAUCAGUAAUGGUGCAGAUGUUAAUGCUUCCAACGAACACCGUCGAGUACCACUUCACAGUGCAGUUAUAAAUGCUAAUUCAACAAUAUUUGACAUUCUUAUUAAAAAUCAGGCAAAACUAAACGAGAAAGAUGAUGAAGCUCGAACUCCACUUCAUUAUGCUGUAGAUACUGGAAAUAUGGAAUUUGUAAAUAUUCUUCUGAAAAGAGGUGCUAAUUGUAACCUUAAAGAUUCCUGUAAGAAUGCGCCACUUCAUUUGGCAGUUGAGCAAAAUAAUUUAGAUAUGAUUAAAGCAUUUCUUAAUUUCAACUUGGACAUCAAUGCAAGAAAUAACGCAGGUGAGACACCUCUUCAUGUUUCCGUUAAAUCUAGAAAAAAGAAUAUCGUAGAUCUUCUUAUCAGUAAUGGUGCAGAUGUUAAUGCUUCCAACAAACAGCGUCAAGUACCACUUCACAGUGCCGUUAAAGAAUAUAAUUUAAAAAUAUUGGACACUCUGCUUAAAAAUCAGGUGAACUUUGAUAAACAAGAUAGAGAAGGUCAGACUCCACUUCAUCUUGCUGUUGGUGCUGAAAAUUUAGAUGCUGUUGAUAUGUUUUUGAAAAAGGGUGUUAAUUAUAAACUUAUAGAUGCGUGGGAUCGCACACCACUUCAUUUGGCAGCUGAAAGAAUGCAUUUAGAUAUGAUUAAAGUUUUUCUUGAUAAUAAUGUUGAUCCUAAUAUUGUAAAUUCAUGUAAUCAAACUCCACUUCAUGUAAUUGAUCAGUUAAUUCACAUAAAAACUUAUGGAUACAGAAGAUUUGGGAAUCGUUCACUAGGAGACGGCCCUAGAAAUACAGAAUUUUAUUUACCAUUUAUUAUUACUCUGUUAGAAAAAGGAGCAGAUCUUAAUUUUCAAGAUAAAGGAGGUAAUACUCCUUACAAUAAUGCUGUGAAGAAUGGACGAAGAAUACUUGCAAAAGCUUUUCAAGAAUGUGAGUGCAUUAACGGUGUUAUCGCUGUUAAAAACAAAGCUCAAUCAGGGAAAUUUACUUUACACGUAACAUUAGAGACAUCUAAUGUUGAAAUGAAGAUUAUUCAGUGUAUUGUGAAAGCUACUAGUGACAUUGAUGCUAAAGAUGAACGUGGAAGAACAGCUCUUCAUAUUGCAACGAUCAACCAUUUAGAUAGUUCAACGGUUCAUCAUUCUCACAAAUUCUUAUAUACCGAACGUAUAGAAUAUCUUUUACGUAAUAAAGCUAAUAUCAAUGCAGUCGACAAUGAUAUGAGCACUCCACUUCACCAUGCUUGUAGGAACAAGAAUGUACAUGUUGUUGAGUACUUGAUAGAAAAAGGAGCUGAUCCUAGGAUAAGAGAUAAAGAUGGUAAAACUGUACUUCACUAUGCAUGCAUGAUGGAUUGGCGCUACUCACAGUCAUCCUCUCACAGGAGGAAAGAUGUUCAAAGUAAAAUUAUCUCCAUUCUUGUUAAAAAUGGUGUAUCUGUUAAUUGGGAUGAUAAAUUUGGUAAAACACCUCUACAUUAUGUUGUUGAAGAAAAUGAUGAUACAUCCUUUUAUCUUUAUCAACUACUUCUACAGAACGGUGCUGAUAUUAAUAUUGAGGAUAAUGAUCGUGAUACAGCAUUUGAUAAAUUAUUGAAACAACAUUCUCUAUCUAAAUCUAAAAAAGUAGCACCAUUCAUACAUCAUGUGAUCAAAAUGAAAGUUAUGGAGAAGUGGGUUCUUAAAAAAACUUUAGAUAAAAUUUAUGAAGAGAAAAAUAAAAUCUUUUUGAAACAAGUAAAGAAUUACGAGGAUAAUUGUAACAUAGAGAUUAAUGCUAUGAAAAAACAAAAAAUUGGUCAGAGUGAUAUAACUUUCUACGAUUUUCUGAAGACAAGUCCAGAUGAUACAGCAAAUUAUGCUCAGAAUCAAAAUAUAGUGGAAGCUAUAGAAUCAAAUCAAUUGAAAAAAAGGUUUCCUAUUUAUAAUGAAUUUUUAAAAUGUCAUUUGCGUGAAAUUCAACAAUGGGAUAAAUCAUCUGAUCAAACUCAAGAGUCAUUAAAUACUUUUAAAAAGAAAAAACUGAAACUGUAGUUAAAAAUUAAGUUCAAUUAUACUAAAAAUAAUAUUUUAUAUUUUUUUAAACGAUUCACUUCUGAAGAAGGUAAUUGAGAAGGUAAAUAAUACUAGAUUCUGUUCGAAUUCGAACAAAAAGUUCCUCAAAGGGUCAGAAAACACCCAAGCAUAACUCAAGAAAUCUUUUUUUUUUUUAUAUUUAUAAAUAAUUUUUUUUACUAUGUAUUGUUAUAAACUACAUAAUAUUUAUAAAUAAAAAUGCAAUUAUCCAACGGAGAAAGAAACGAUGCCAACGCUUAUUUAUAAGAACUAAAAAUUAAAUUAGAAAGCGCGGUAUUUUAGAGAUGGACAAUUAAUUGUCUUUUUUUAAAGACAGUGAAGGACGAUAGUAAGCAUUCAGCAUUUCUUCCAUCAAGAGUACUUAUCGGAGUACCGUGGAUCGUCAGUUAGCCAAAAAUUAUUUUAAAGGUUAUUUAAACAAGAUUUCUCUUAAAAUGAGUAC
Messenger RNA from Chelonus insularis, 3390 nucleotides. Its product is annotated as putative ankyrin repeat protein RF_0381. NCBI's taxonomy places the organism in Eukaryota, Metazoa, Arthropoda, Insecta, Hymenoptera, Braconidae. The record is from RefSeq and is a predicted model, not a curated record. The coding region runs from base 219 to 2906 and encodes 895 amino acids. Gene Ontology annotation, molecular function: protein binding. The transcript is spliced from 2 exons.